AUGCCGUCCGAUAAACAAACUGUGGUGGACGACUCGAUGUCCACCUUUUUCUCGGAAACGGAAUCUGGUAAACAUGUCCCUCGAGCUAUGUUGGUGGAUUUGGAGCCAACCGUUAUCGAUGAAAUCAAAACCGGCAAAUAUAGGAUGCUUUUUCAUCCGGAACAGAUGGUAAGCGGCAAAGAAGACGCCGCAAACAAUUAUGCUCGUGGGCACUAUACGAUCGGAAAAGAGUUCAUUGAUUUGGUGCUGGAGCGAUUUCUAAUUUUCCAUUCGUUCGGUGGUGGCACUGGCUCGGGUUUUACAUCUCUGCUGGUGGAACGACUCUCGAUUGAUUAUGGCAAAAAAAGCAAACUGGAAUUCUCAGUAUAUCCGGCGCCACAGGUCUCCACUUCCGUGGUUGAGCCGUACAAUUCGGUCCUAACGACACAUUCAACGCUUGAGCACUCCGACUGCUCAUUCAUGGUCGACAACGAAGCAAUCUACGACAUUUGUCGCCGUAAUCUGAACGUCGAACGGCCAUCGUAUACCAAUCUUAAUCGGCUGAUUUCCCAGGUUGUGUCAUCAAUAACCGCUUCGCUUCGAUUUGACGGUGCUCUGAACGUGGAUUUGAUUGAAUUCCAAACAAAUUUGGUGCCCUUUCCACGUGUACACUUUCCUUUGGCAACAUACGCACCGCUCAUUUCGGCUGACAAAGCCUACCACGAAUCGUUAUCGGUUGCAGACAUUACGAACGCGUGUUUCGAGCCAACAAAUCAGAUGGUCAAGUGUGAUCCUCGACAUGGCAAGUAUAUGGCAGUUUGUCUGCUUUAUCGUGGUGAUGUAGUGCCAAAGGAUGUCAAUGCUGUUAUUGCUACAAUCAAAACGAAGCGCAUAAUCCAGUUUGUGGACUGGUGUCCAACCGGUUUCAAGGUACGUAUUUUUUCAGCGGAGGAACAGAAACUAACCAGCAUUGCCCUAGUAACGGCAGGUGGUCGAGAAAAAGCCCAGCGCUAA
Gongylonema pulchrum is the source of this 993-nucleotide messenger RNA. The record is from the annotation of a GenBank genome assembly. Lineage: Eukaryota; Metazoa; Nematoda; Chromadorea; Rhabditida; Gongylonematidae.